Astyanax mexicanus (Mexican tetra) is the source of this 1221-nucleotide messenger RNA. RefSeq names its product olfactory receptor 52Z1P-like. The record is from RefSeq and is a predicted model, not a curated record. Gene Ontology annotation, cellular component: membrane. Gene Ontology annotation, biological process: G protein-coupled receptor signaling pathway. The transcript has a single exon. Bases 243 to 1214 code for a protein of 323 amino acids. Lineage: Eukaryota; Metazoa; Chordata; Actinopteri; Characiformes; Acestrorhamphidae. Gene Ontology annotation, molecular function: olfactory receptor activity.
GGCAGCUUUUUAGGGAGCAAAAGUUAUGUUUCAUUUUUUAGCUAAUUAAUGUAAUCACUAUUAAUGGUUAUUAAUGGUUAUUAAUGGUUAUUAAUGGUUAUUUGGCAUGAAGACCUCUUCUGAGUAAGCAGGGACCAUUCUACUGAUCUGUUGAUCUGCUUGGACUAUAUUUUCUCUAUAUUUCUGUAAUGUUUAAUGUGUUUUCCUUCCUCUUUAGGUCUUCGAAUCUAACAAAUUAGAUAAUGGAAUCUAAUUUCUCCAUAUAUUCGACUCUUCUGACUAUGGAAUCACUGGAAAUUCCUACAUCUAACAUUGUUCCAGCAUUUAUAUUUGGAGCUCUUACCUAUUGUGGCAUUAUGUUUUUCAAUAUGUCUCUAGCGCUAACUAUUGCUUUUAACAGGAAACUCCAUAAGCCAAUGUAUAUUCUGAUGUUAAAUAUGCACAUUAAUGAUAUGAUGGGUGCCACUGUCUUUUUCCCUCACCUGUUGUUUAGUAUAUUGACUCAGAACAGAUCACUCACCUACACUACUUGCUAUGCAGAAGCCUUUCUAACUCAUAUAUAUGGUACUGGUUUAACUAAUCUUCUCAUUGCUAUGGCUUAUGACAUAUAUAUUGCCAUCUGUUGCCCAUUGAAAUAUAACACACUGAUGUCCUCCAAUAACUUGCUGAAAUUAAUCGCUAUUGUAUGGAGUUACACCUAUUUUAUUGUUGGUGUAGUAUUUAUACUGAGUUACCGUGAGCGAAUCUGUAGCACGAGAAUUAUCGACAUUUUCUGCAAUAAUCCAUCUUUAUUAAGGCUCAUAUGUGGAGACAUAGCAGUGAACAACUACUUUGGACUAUUUGUGACAUUUUUCCAACAAUCAUUAACAGUGCUGUCAGUGGUUUUCACAUAUGUUCAGAUCUUGGUCACAGUCGUCUAUAAAAGACAGGCUGAUGUUAAAAGCAAGGCCAUUCAGACCUGUGGUACUCAUCUUACUGUCUUUUUAUGUUUAGAAUUUUGUAUACUCUUUUCCUUGACUGUGCACAGAAUUGAGGGAGCGUCACCAACCCUAAGAAAAGCUUUAGGAGCUUCUAUAAUGAUAUUUCCUCCUAUACUCAAUCCUCUGAUUUAUGGACUGAAAACGAAGGAAAUCCGACAGAAUCUCAUUUUCUUACCCAAGAAAAAAAAGGUUUUACCAGAAAAACAGAGAAAGAAAAAUAAUAAGAUGAAGUAAGAGAUCC